Oreochromis aureus is the source of this 3616-nucleotide messenger RNA. RefSeq names its product ATP-dependent DNA helicase PIF1-like. The record is from RefSeq and is a predicted model, not a curated record. Gene Ontology annotation, molecular function: DNA helicase activity. Lineage: Eukaryota; Metazoa; Chordata; Actinopteri; Cichliformes; Cichlidae. The transcript has 5 exons. The coding region runs from base 161 to 1645 and encodes 494 amino acids. Gene Ontology annotation, biological process: telomere maintenance; DNA repair.
UGAGUGGUGUUUCAAACUUGUGUGGGGUCACUGUCCUGAGCAGUUCUUUUAUUUUGUCUCUGGAGGAGCUGGCUGUGGAAAAUCACAUGUUAUCAAGUGCAUAUAUGAGGAGGCAACAAAGAUUUUGCACCAACUCCCCAGAUUCCGUGACCAAGCAGACAUGUCCUACCCUGCAGUCCUGCUGACUGCAUUUACUGGCACUGCAGCUUUUAACAUAUCUGGGAAAACACUGCACUCUCUGCUAAAGCUGCCAAAAUCUUUAAAACCACCGUAUCAGGGACUGGGGAAUGCACUGGAUGAAGUGAGAGCUUCACUUUCAAAUGCAGAGAUUCUGGUCAUUGAUGAGAUAUCUAUGGUUUCUAAAGACCUUUUUGCCUACAUCCACUGGAGACUUCAGCAGAUCAAAGGAAACAAGAAGCCUUUUGGUGGGAUGUCUAUCCUUGCAGUAGGAGACUUUUACCAGCUGCCACCCCUUGGAAAAGCCAAACCACUCUGUGUGUACGAGGACAAUGUCCUUGAUCUCUGGAAAGACUAUUUCCACAUGGUCAACCUGAGAGAAAUCAUGCGACAGAAAGAUGAUCAUUCUUUUGCUGAAGUUCUGAACAGGAUAAGAGUGAAGCAAAAAACAGAUUCUCUUGAAGCCAAUGAUAAAGCCUUGCUCACACAGGCUAUCCAUGACAUAAAAGACUGUCCAUCUAAUGUAUUACACAUUUAUGCUACAAACAAAGAGGUUGACAAACACAAUUCAGCAACUGUAACUGCGCUUCAUUCUGAUAUCAUAAAUAUUCAGGCCGAAGACUACAGAAAAGACCCACGGACGGGUGAGAUGGUCCUCCUGGCAGAUAUGAUGAAAGGCAACAAAAGAGAUUUACCUGAUAACAUACAAGCUGCACCUGGAGUGCGUGUUAUGAUUAUUAGAAAUUUGGAUGUUGAAGAUGGGCUUGUUAAUGGGACAUUUGGAACAAUCACAAACAUUGUGACAACCACACAGGAUGGACCAAAAACUGUGAAUCUCAUUGGACUUACACUGGACAAUCAAAAUUCUGGGCAAAAAUUUCGCAGAAAAAUACAAGGAUCUUCAGACAACCUGGUAUAUAUUGAGAAAUGUGAAGAAUCUACAAGUAAAAAAGGAGUUCUUCGCAGGCAAUUUCCAAUGAAGUUGGCCUUUGCAUGUACAGCUCACAAAGUACAAGGCAUGACAAUGGAAUCAGCAGUAGUAUGUUUGAAGCGUGUUUUUGAACCUGGAAUGGCCUAUGUUGCACUCAGCCGCACAACCUCACUUAAAGGACUGUACAUCACAGACUUUGAUGAAAGGAAAAUCUAUGCUGAUCCUGCCAUCACAGAUGCACUCAAAAAUAUGAGACAUGCAUCAUUUGAGAAUGCAAGACCACUGUUGCAAUUCUUAAAAUCAGUUGUUCCCACAGUCCCCACGUUGACAAUUAUCCAUCACAAUGCACAAGGUCUCCCAACUCACAUGGAGGACAUGAGAUGCCAUCAUGAACUCAGCCUUGCUGAUGUUUUAUGCAUAACAGAAACUCACUUGUCUGGAUCAUCAGUUUCUCCCGCUUCCAGCUGGAACAGUACAACAUGGCCACACGCAACAGACACGUCUCUUACACAAACCAUACAGACAUGGCAAAGGUAAAUGGCGGUGGAGUUGCAAUGUACUACAAAACAGUUCUUAUAGCAGAGUCUCGAAAAUACCUGCAAAAUGUGACUGACCUUGAAUUUGUUGUUAUCAAGGUUGAAUCGCCAGUCACAGCUUUGAUAGCAACUGUAUACAGGCCACCAAAUUACAGCCACGUGAGGUUUUUACCACAAAUGCAAUGUCUUUUGGACUCAUUGAAAUGAUGAAUUGCCAACCAAUUAUUGUUUGUGGAGAUUUCAAUGAGGACCUUAUGAGCAGAGAAAAAACCCAUCCAAGAACUGUUUCAGUCAAGAGGAUAUGCACAACUUAUUACUGCUGCAACUACCGAAAAACACACAUUGAUUGAUCACCUUUACAUAUCACAGCCAUACGCCUGCCUCCAAUCAGGUGUUCUGAAUACAUAUCACAGUUAUCACAACCCCAUUUAUUGUGUAAUUCACUAACACAAAAUGACUGCAAGGUUGUGAAGGAUAUGGACUUGCCAAGUGAUCUUAGUGUCUUUGCAACUGAGCACACUACCACCAACAAGGACAGCUCACCAGUGGGAGCUGAUACAUAAGACUGCUCUCAUCCAUUGAAGAGCUGACCAGAAACGUGAACAGAGAGACUGCAACUGCACCUGAUGGGAUCCCUGCCAUAACAGAUGUGUUCUGUCCAGUGAAGGCAGUGGAGAAGCCCUACACUGAUGUUGAAACUGUGCCACGCUAGUAGAGACCGGCUACAAGGAUGGGCAGCUGUUUUCGCAAAGUCAGCCAACCACUUGCUUCCAAAUGACCCUUAUCCAGAAGUAUCCGUGAGUGCCUCAUCAACAGAAACUAAAGUGGAGACCUACCUCUCAGAGAAAAACACACACAUAAGAAAAGCCGACCCACUUCAGUACUGGGAAGAACAUCCUAAUCUGUUUCCCUCUAUGGCUGCUGUUGCGAUCGCAGUGUGCCCCCUGUAGCUCUGUGGACAGUUUUGGAUUUGUUUACAUCUCACCCAACCGCUCACGGCAGAUGGCUGCACCUCUCUAAGCCUGGUUCUGCCGGAGGUUUCUUCCUGUUACAAGGGAGUUUUUCUGAACACACUCUACCACCAACAAGGACAGCUCACCAGUGGGAACUGAUAGAUAAGACUGCUGAUGCGCUCUCAUCCAUUGAAGAGCUGACCAGAAACGUGAACAGAGAGACUGCAACUGCACCUGAUGGGAUCCCUGCCAUAACAGAUGUGUUCUGUCCAGUGAAGGCAGUGGAGAAGCCCUACACUAAUCUUGAAACUGUGCCACGCUAGUAGAGACCGGCUACAAGGAUGGGCAGCUGUUUUCGCAAAGUCAGCCAACCACUUGCUUCCAAAUGACCCUUAUCCAGAAGUAUCCGUGAGUGCCUCAUCAACAGAAACUAAAGUGGAGACCUACCUCUCAGAGAAAAACGCACACAUAAGAAAAGCCGACCCACUUCAGUACUGGGAAGAACAUUCUAAUCUGUUUCCCUCUAUGGCUGCUGUUGCGAUCCCAGUGUGCCCCCUGUAGCUCUGUGGACAGUUUUGGAUUUGUUUACAUCUCACCCCAACCGGUCGCGGCAGAUGACCGCCCCUCCCUAAGCCUGGUUCUGCCGGAGGUUUCUUCCUGUCAAAAGGGAGUUUUUCCUUCCCACUGUCGCCAAAGUGCUUGCUCAUAGGGGGUCAUAUGAUUGUUGGGUUUAUCUAUAUACAUUAAUGCUUGUAUGCUUUUCAUUUAUACUUUUGCCUUACUCUUCAGUUCAUAAUAUAAAGUUACUUGAAUGGUUUCCUUUUCCUUUUUUAUUUUAUAUUGCUUUGCUAUUUACCACAAUCUAAAUAUCAUGUUUAAAUGUCAUACAUUAUUGUAAAUGGUAUCUGUACAAAAUAUUGUUUGAAUAACAUGAUACAUUUAUUAGUCCCACAUCGGGAAAUUUCAUAAUUUGGUAUUUUCCCCUUUCACAUUAAAAUACCUUUGAAAUACAAAUUGAA